Diospyros lotus (date-plum) is the source of this 2116-nucleotide messenger RNA. Its product is annotated as metal transporter Nramp6-like. NCBI's taxonomy places the organism in Eukaryota, Viridiplantae, Streptophyta, Magnoliopsida, Ericales, Ebenaceae. Gene Ontology annotation, biological process: metal ion transport. The record is from RefSeq and is a predicted model, not a curated record. Gene Ontology annotation, molecular function: cadmium ion transmembrane transporter activity; manganese ion transmembrane transporter activity. Gene Ontology annotation, cellular component: membrane. The coding region runs from base 277 to 1917 and encodes 546 amino acids. The transcript has 13 exons.
GUACUUGCCUUGCAGGAGCAGGACUCUCAAGGGGGAGCAGGUUUUGGAAUGCUUCUGCUCUGCUCUGCUGUAUCCAAUUCCUCUCUCUCAUUUUCUUCCUCAUCUUGUUAGUUGCUGUACCACAGCGACAAUCUAUCUUUUCACCUAUUGAAUUCAAUAGGUGCGUGCAGGUUGAUGUGUUCCUGUUGCCUAUUUCUUUCUCAGUCGAUUGAUUGAAUCGUGUUUUCAAGUGUCGGAUUGUCUUCGCCGCUUCGAAUAGCGGAGUCCGGUAUCGCUAUGGCGGCGGCGGCGGCUUCAGGUACUGCGCAGACGCAGUUCAUCGUCGGCAAUGGUCGGAAUCCGAGUUUCUCCAAUACGCCUCUCAUUGAGAACUUGGAGCCUGAUCAGAUUGUUGUGCCUGAUAAGAAAGGCUGGAGAAACUUAUUUGCGUACAUGGGUCCUGGGUUCCUUGUUUCUAUUGCCUAUAUAGAUCCUGGAAACUUUGAAACGGACUUGCAGUCAGGAGCACAGUACAAGUAUGGGUUGCUUUGGAUUAUACUAGUUGCUUCAUGUGCUGCUCUUAUCAUUCAAUCUCUCGCAGCAAACUUGGGAGUUGUCACUGGGAAGCACUUAGCAGAACAUUGUAGGGCAGAGUAUCCAAGGGUGCCAAACUUCAUCUUAUGGAUUCUUGCUGAAAUUGCCAUUGUUGCAUGUGACAUUCCUGAAGUGAUCGGAACGGCUUUUGCUUUAAACAUGCUUUUCAAAUUGCCAGUGUGGUGUGGUGUCCUCCUGACAGGGCUCAGUACACUGAUUCUACUAGCACUACAGCAAUAUGGGGUGAGGAAACUUGAGUUCUUCAUUGCGUUUCUAGUAUUUACAAUUGCUGCUUGCUUCUUUGUGGAACUUGGUUAUGCGAAGCCUAAUGCUUCUGAAGUGUUGAAUGGACUUUUUGUUCCCCAACUGAAGGGAAAUGGUGCAACUGGUCUGGCAAUUUCCCUCCUUGGUGCUAUGGUUAUGCCGCACAAUCUCUUCCUCCAUUCAGCUUUGGUCCUCUCAAGGAAAAUACCACGAUCUGUUAAUGGCAUCAAAGACGCUUGCAGGUUUUAUAUGAUAGAGAGUGGCUUUGCCCUAAUGAUAGCUUUUCUCAUUAACAUAUCAGUAAUCUCAGUUACUGGAGCUGUUUGCAAUUCCUCAAAUUUGAACCUGGAUGAUCAAAAGAACUGCCAGAACUUGGACUUAAACAAAGCCUCCUUCUUACUUAAGAAUGUUUUAGGCAGUUGGAGUUCAAAGUUUUUUGCAAUUGCUUUGCUAGCAUCAGGUCAGAGUUCUACAAUAACUGGGACAUAUGCUGGACAAUAUGUCAUGCAGGGCUUCCUAGAUUUACGGUUGAAGCCAUGGAUUCGUAACUUCUUGACACGAUGCUUGGCCAUAAUUCCUAGUCUAAUCGUUGCAAUCAUUGGUGGUUCUGCAGGAGCUGGAAAAUUAAUCAUUAUUGCGUCGAUGAUUUUAUCAUUUGAACUGCCUUUUGCUCUUAUUCCACUUCUCAAGUUCACAAGCAGCAAGACCAAGAUGGGGGCUUAUGCCAACUCCACUCUGAUUACUGCAACUACUUGGGUCAUUGGAUCACUCAUUAUGGGCGUAAAUAUAUACUAUCUGGCAACCAGCUUCAUCAAAUUACUUCUUCGUAGUCAUUUAGAAGUUGUUGGCACUGUGUUGUGUGGAAUUCUGGGAUUUUCAGGGAUGUUGAUUUAUCUGGCUGCAAUAGCAUACUUGGUCCUAAGACAAAACAAGGAGGCUACUCACCUUCUGUCACUGACAGAACCCGGGAAUUUGCGAAUGGCAAAUGAGUUAGGUGAUGAAUCAGUAUAUAGUCUACCCAGAGAGGACAUAGUAGGCAUGCAAUUGCCCCAGAGGAGGGGUGCAGUAGAUGUUCUCUAAUUGGUAAGCAAGGAACACUAGGAAGGUAAAAAAUAACCCCCUUACUGUAAGGUAAAAAAUAACCCCCUUACUGUAUAUGUUUUCCAUUGCCCAGUAUGCAAGGUACAUUAGAGGGCUAUGAUGAUCUAAACCUUUCAGCUUUGUUUCUGAAAAAGACAAUGGAAAUGGUAAUAAUUAGAUAAUUUGAACCAUUACCCAA